Phaedon cochleariae (mustard beetle) is the source of this 306-nucleotide messenger RNA. NCBI's taxonomy places the organism in Eukaryota, Metazoa, Arthropoda, Insecta, Coleoptera, Chrysomelidae. The record is from the annotation of a GenBank genome assembly.
GUACUGGACAUAAGAGAUAUAAUUCAUGUGAUAGGUUGGGUCGUGAUGACUUCAUUCCUCUGCUAUAAAGGACAGCGGCUCAUCGAUGAGGGUGAAGCAUUAUGUGAAGAUAUAUAUUCUGUGGAAUGGUAUUCAAUGUCUAGAAGUUUCCAACUAGAUGUUAUGAUGAUCCUUCACAGAACCCAAACACCUAUCAGAAGUUAUGCCGGUGUAUUUUAUGGCCAUUCUUACUCCUACGAAUUAUUGAUGUUUAUGGUUCAGGCCUCCUACUCAUACACAACUGUGAUAACUCAGCUACAGUAGCGG